Neoarthrinium moseri is the source of this 798-nucleotide messenger RNA. RefSeq lists its product as uncharacterized. The annotation marks the transcript as partial. NCBI's taxonomy places the organism in Eukaryota, Fungi, Ascomycota, Sordariomycetes, Amphisphaeriales, Apiosporaceae. The transcript has 3 exons. The record is from RefSeq and is a predicted model, not a curated record.
AUGCUGCGGAUGGCUGCUGGCGAGGAAACUAACCCGACCAGGCGUCCGAGGGCUCCUACCAUCACCAUCGAAACCAAUACCGAUGUGAACGCGGUCGACAACGCCGCUCCUCAAAGGUCGUUAGCCUCAACCACUGACCCCUCGACGAGUCCCACCACCCUGACCGUGGACAUGCCUCAACCAUCGCAGGCCUCCACCAGCUCCAAGCCCAAACUGCUGGCUGCCAACUCAUCCGGCAGCAAGGAUAGCCGUACCCAGAGCCCACACAAUGUUUCCAGUUCGGUAGCAGCACGAAAAAGUAAUCGCUCGCUCAAUUACCUGGAGGUUCCGAAUAACCAGCGUUCAAGGCAAAGUUCAGUGGACAGUGAGGAUGGAUCGCGCUCCUAUACGUCAUCGCAAGGCGACACGACAGUACUGGGUACGACGUCAUGGCAGGGCGACAAGAGCGAAAAGGGUGGCCACGACGAACAUGACAAGAUUAUGAACGACCCCGACGCUCUGAAGCCUGAUGCCGGCCGAGAAGCUGACUUCCAGGUGGAGAACAACCCAUUCGCCUUCAACCCUGGUCAGCUCACCAAAAUGUUUAACCCGACGAGUUUAGCUACGUACUACGCUAUGGGCGGGUUGAAAGGUAUCGAGAAGGGUCUACGCUCGAACAGGGACACUGGACUCAGCAUCGACGAAAAGCACAUCGACAAGACCAUCACCUUCGAAGAGGCGACGAGCAAGUCGUCUAAGCUUGCAAAUGAGGGCGUUGAGACGCCUCAAACCCCGGUCGCCCGGCGAAACACCGCUGGC